CAAAGACGUUUGUUGUUAGACAAUGUGUGAACUGUGAAAAUGGAGCCGUUUAGAAGGCUAGUGAACUGUUUUGUGUUUCUAUCUGCAGUAUGGGAUGUCGCUCAUUUGCUGGACGGUGGAAUGCUCUUCCCCCGAGAGUCGUCGUCGCGGGAGAUCAAAGAGCUGAAUGGGCUGUGGGACUUCAGAGCCGACGUCUCCCACGACAGGAACUUGGGCUUUCAACAGGCAUGGUAUAAAAGUCGCCUUGCAGAGACCGGUCCAGUGAUUGACAUGCCAGUGCCUGCCAGCUACAACGACAUCACCCAGGAUCCACAGCUGAGGGAUUUCAUUGGCUGGGUGUGGUAUGAGAGAGAGGUGUUGGUACCCUCACGAUGGGUGUCUGAUGAGGGAACCAGAGUCGUGCUGAGGGUUGGGAGUGCACACUACUACUCAGUGGUCUGGGUGAAUGGAAUCAAAAUGACAGAGCACGAGGGUGGCCAUCUUCCCUUCGAGGCUGAGAUCGGCGAUGUCCUCCGUAAGGACCCAGGUGUGGCCUGCAGGAUCACCAUAGCUGUCAACAACACCCUGACUCUCCAUACUCUGCCCCCAGGGACCAUUCAACAUAUUGAUGACCCCACCAGGUAUCCUGCUAACUAUGUUGUACAAAACACAAACUUUGACUUCUUCAACUAUGCUGGUUUGCAUCGUCCUGUUCUACUGUAUACCACUCCUAAGGCCUAUGUUGAUGACAUCACAGUGCUGACAUCCUUUGCUGACAACAUUGGGCUCAUCAGUUACCAGGUGUCAGUGCUGGGCAGUCUCAACUCCACGCUGAAGGUGACCCUGUCUGACAAAGAUGGCCACUCUGUGGCCUCCUCCACUGGACCAUCUGGGGUCCUCAAAGUCAUGGACGUCAGCCUGUGGUGGCCGUAUCUAAUGCAUGAGAGCCCAGGAUAUCUGUAUUCUAUGGAGGUUCACAUGACGACAGCUAGCGAGGGUUCUGUCUGUGAGGAUGUUUAUGCUCUGCCUGUGGGAAUCCGCACUGUCCAGGUCACCAACACACAGUUUCUCAUCAACAGCAAACCCUUCUAUUUCCAUGGAGUCAACAAACAUGAGGAUGCUGAUAUCAGAGGGAAGGGCCUGGACUGGCCCCUGAUUGUGAAGGAUUUUAACCUGUUGAAGUGGCUAGGGGCCAACUCGUUCAGGACCAGUCACUACCCGUACGCUGAGGAGAUCCUGCAGAUGGCAGACCGCCAUGGCAUUGUGGUCAUUGACGAGUGUCCCGGGGUGGGCAUCGCAGACAUCCGUAGUUUUGGGAAUGCCUCACUGUCUCAUCACCUGGUGGUCAUGGACGAACUGGUGAGAAGGGACAAGAAUCACGCCUCCGUGGUCAUGUGGUCUGUAGCCAAUGAGCCGGCCGCUGAGAUGCCCCCUGCUGGAUUCUAUUUCAAGACACUGAUAGCUCAUACCAAAUCUCUGGAUGUCACUCGACCGGUCACGUUUAUCACCGCCAGUAACUUUGCCAGGGACAAGGGGGCUCCCUAUGUGGAUGUGAUAUGUGUGAACAGUUACUUCUCCUGGUACAGUGACCCAGGUCACCCAGAGGUCAUCCCCUACCAGCUCAACACCCAGUUUGAGAACUGGUACAGGAAGUACCAGAAACCCAUCAUCCAGAGUGAAUACGGAGCUGAUGUGGUUCCGGGAAUGCACACGGAUCCUCCCAUGAUGUUCACUGAGGAAUACCAGAAAAUAGUGUUAAAAAACUACCAUGAUGUGUUCGACCAGAAGAGGAGGGAGUAUGUCAUUGGAGAGCUCAUCUGGAACUUUGCUGACUUCAUGACGGCACAAACGGUGGCCCGUGUGGUGGGAAACAAGAAGGGAAUCUUCAGCCGGCAGAGGCAGCCCAAAGCUGGGGCCUUCCUCCUGAGGGAGAGGUACUGGAGGCUGGCCAAUGAGACGGGCCUGCUGCCCACCUGGUCCAGGUACCCCUGCUACCUGGCUACAUAUCCCUGACACACCUGGGUCGUAUUCAUUAGCGCAGAACCCUGCACAUUAUAACAAAACAUUUCUAAAUGCUUUGCAACCCGAAAACAAAAACAAUCAUUUCUUAUUUCAUGAGUCCAGAUAGUCCUCUGUUUUGUUCCGUUUUGUGUCUUAAUACCAACCUGUAUGGCGCAGACUGCGUGACGACUAGAACGCUAUGAAGACACACAAUUACCAGAAACAACGGGAUCAAUGGCUGCGUUUACACAAGCACCUCAAUUCUGAUAUUUGUUUCACUAAUUGGUCAAAUGACCAGAUCUGAUUUAGUGGAAGAAUGAUCAGAAUUGGUGUGCCUGUGUAAACGCACCUAUUCCUGUGCGACCCUCUGCUCAGACGUUGCUGACGCCUGGCAGAUCUUACAACGCCUGGGGUAGCUAUUUUACCUAUCCGCUAACCACGUAUGUUAUAGCAAUGUCAGUCAAUGGGUGGAUUUGAUUAUGCGGAGCUGCAGGACAACGGUCUAUGGCGUGUGACGUGAACGAUCAAAAGCAGUAAGAAGGAGUGUCCUUCUCAAAUCAAACAGUCAUCUGCGCUGUUCGGUCAUGUUAAGUUUUCAUUCGGAAGGCAGAUAGUUGUUUUUAUCAAAAGCAAUCACUUUUGCAUGUGAAAACACAGAAAUUCCUACUCAUUACUCCCAUGUCUUUAACCUGUUCCAAAACAAAUGCAAUCAACUAUCACCUUGUGCAAAACACGCCUACCCGGGCCAGAUUAAUCAAAUGCCCUCAUUUGAGACAGUCGAUGACUUGGUACACAACCAUUGGUUACCACUUCUGUCUUGCCUCUUUUUUCUAAUUCAGGGGAUCAACCAGUUAUAUACAUGAAUGUGAAUCAUGAUGCUGUUCAGUGUAAAUAAAUGGGAAUGUGAUGUA
Messenger RNA from Oncorhynchus tshawytscha (Chinook salmon), 2891 nucleotides. Its product is annotated as beta-glucuronidase. The record is from RefSeq and is a predicted model, not a curated record. The coding region runs from base 40 to 1992 and encodes 650 amino acids. Lineage: Eukaryota; Metazoa; Chordata; Actinopteri; Salmoniformes; Salmonidae. The transcript has 12 exons. Gene Ontology annotation, biological process: glucuronoside catabolic process; carbohydrate metabolic process. Gene Ontology annotation, molecular function: carbohydrate binding; beta-glucuronidase activity.